AUGCGCAGUUAUAAGACUGCUGUUGUCAUAUUUUGCGAAAAAAACUUUGCAAUAUCAUUAAUUAAUCCAACCAUUAAACUUCCAAGUGGAAUUGAUAGUUUUGAAAAACUUCGUAAUGCACUUAAGGAGGAUUUUUCCUUUACGGUAUUCAAGAAUACAAAUAAAAGGAAAUUGCAAUUAUUAAAAUAUAUACCAGAUAGACAAGGUGGCGAAACUUCAGAAUUUUUUUCAAAUUUUCGUCAAUUAUGUUAUAAUGCUGAGAUUAAUGAUAUAGUAGAACAAAAGAAUUUUCUUUAUUUAUCACUUUCGAAAAAUCAUUUUUCAAGUGAGUCUUACAAGAAAAUGAAAAAUAUCAAUUCAACGAGUGAAUUAAUUGAAUUAUUUGGGAAAAUCGCAAUAGAUGAAUCAAAUUUAAUUAGAAAUGGAUCUAUUGCUCAAUUGGUAUUUGCGAAUACUUUGCUUGAUACUGAUGCUUUAUGGAACAUAAUUACGAGCGGUAAUGAACUAGCUUCAUACACCGAUACUAAUAUAUAUUUACGACACUAUAAUUCUAGUAACUUACUUGGAAUUAAAUAUAAUUAUUACAAAUCUCCAGUAACGGAGCACACAAAAGUAUGUUGCUCUUCAAAUUCAAAUGGUUUAUGGAAAUAUAAUUAUAGUAAAUUAGAAAAUUAUCAAGGUUAUUUGAAAUCAAAUGAUAUUAUUAACCUUAGUAGCCAUGAUUUUCAAUUUACUAUUAAUAACGAUACUUUUCAAGAAGUUGUCUGUCAUAAUGAAAGACUAGGAGGAAAUGAUGAGGUAGUAUAA
Molecule: messenger RNA, 807 nt
Organism: Funneliformis geosporum
Lineage: Eukaryota; Fungi; Glomeromycota; Glomeromycetes; Glomerales; Glomeraceae
Source: the annotation of a GenBank genome assembly